AUGGCGCGAACAUCAGGCCGGGGCGGAAGGCCGAGUACUGGCUCAAGAGGAGGGAAAACAACGCCCCGUGGAGGCAAAACAACAGGCGGAAAGGCGCCCAGGAGGAGUAGCGGAGCGGCAACUGCAGGUACGCCUUGACUUGCCUAUCUGGAGAAAUACGAUGCGCGCCUUCACGCUCACGUAGAUGUGAUUGUGUAAGACGGAAGGCUAACUGGUCGCAGCAGCAAGUCCGCGUAAGAAGCGAAGGUACCGACCCGGUACAAAAGCUCUCAAGGAGAUCCGAACAUAUCAAAAGUCGACGGACCUCCUUAUGGCCAAACUGCCCUUCUCUCGACUGGUACGCGACCACUGGUCCAUGACAUGACAUGCAACAUGCGAGGCGCUCACUAAUGCAUUGCUUGACAGGUCCGUGAAAUUUCUAUGAACAUGGCACCAGUCAGCUCCGGCGUCACCAGAUGGCAAUCACAAGCCAUCCAAGCCUUACAAGAAGCUGCAGAAGCCUUUCUGGUGCAUCUGUUUGAGGACUCGAACCUCUGCGCCAUCCAUGCGAAACGCGUGACGAUCAUGCAGAAGGAUAUUCAAUUAGCCCGGCGGAUACGCGGUGCUUGGGGAGGUCUUGGUUGA
Messenger RNA from Lecanosticta acicola, 624 nucleotides. NCBI's taxonomy places the organism in Eukaryota, Fungi, Ascomycota, Dothideomycetes, Mycosphaerellales, Mycosphaerellaceae. The record is from the annotation of a GenBank genome assembly.